Messenger RNA from Rubroshorea leprosula, 660 nucleotides. NCBI's taxonomy places the organism in Eukaryota, Viridiplantae, Streptophyta, Magnoliopsida, Malvales, Dipterocarpaceae. The record is from the annotation of a GenBank genome assembly.
AUUUGUAGGAAAGAUGAUCCUUGGUUUGCAGCACUAGGAAGGUGUUGCAUUCAUAUAACCUUAUAUCUCUUGAGGUACAUGGGCUGUCAAAUAUGAAAAGCUUGGGGGUGAAGUGAAAUGAAUGGGGAAGCCUGAUAAGAUAAUAUACAAGUCAGCUAUGGCAAUGGUUGGUGUGGAUGCUUCUGAUUCUAUAGCUGUGGGUUAUUCCUUUCAUCAUGAUAUUAAGGGUGCAAAUGAGGGUGGAAUCGCUUUGGCAUUUAUCACUGGCGGGAUCCAUGCAACUGAGCUUGGACUCAGUACGUAGUUUUGGGCAAGUUGCAGAUUUAUCUUCUGUACAGGCCCUUGCAGCCAAGAAGGAUGUACAUCCAACAUAUGUGUUGCCAGCAUUUGCGUGGUAGAUUUGCACCACAGUAUGUGUUCUCUUUUAUUCUGUUCGCUUACAUUGUUAUUAUGCCUUUGGACAAUUUUUACAUCAUACAUAAAUGGAAAUGUUGGAAGGGAAAUUGUCAUUACAAAAGAAAUGGCUCUUCAAGUAAAAGAGACACUGCUGGUUGCAAUGAUUACUUUGUUAAUAUUUAGGUCAAAAUUCAAGAUCUUUGAUGUACUUAUUCUUGAAUCUGUGAACAGUAAACUCGUCUGUAUUAAAUUGUUGGGGUUGCU